AUGUCAGACCCUCUCUACUAUGAGAAUAGCUCCUUCCUUCUUUGCGUCAAGCAAUUUGGAAACAGUAUGAACCUCCCCGAUCAAGUGAGUUCCAGCUUUGAACAAACACUCGAUGAUUCGUUGAUUCUUGCUCCUAUUCUUAACGAUUUGCCUCACAAGGACGUUCAAUCUAGCAAGCCACCAAGGCUCCCAGGUGUGCAGUCCAUCAUGGAACUUACCGACAUGUUACCGCCAACACCAGGUGGUAUUUUAAACCUGUUCCGCGGACCAUACUCCCACCUUUACCUUCCUUCUUCUCCUCUCUCGUCCAGGGCAACUAAGGCUAUCGACUCAGGGACCAUUUCCUUUCCCUUGUAUAAUUUGCCCAAGCCUGCUAACGAUUUUGGCACCAUUUCCUUUCCCUUGUACAAUGUGCACAAGCCAGCCAGCGAAACAGAUACAGAGCUAUCAGACAAACCUGGGAUGGGGAGCAAGAAUAACUCCAACGAUUGCGAUAAUGAAGGGGUUCCUGCAGAAACUGCCCCCGCUAACGGUGACCAAGGUGACCCAAAUUUCGCACCCAAACUCACAUUGCAAGGCUUCACAGAAGAGGAGUUACAGGACUACGAACUACAUCACAACGACUACCUGUGUGGAGUAUCAACCUUCAGAUCUACCGCUUGCAAGCGUAACCUCACAUGCAGAAGUCAUCCACUAGAACAGAAACAGCUUGUCCCUCGAAGUAAGCCCUUUGACGAGCUUAUUCGCCAGGAGAUACAACAACCCAGAGAGGUGGCUCGUAAAAGAAAGUUAUACAAACGGAUUGCAAUUGCAAAGCUGGAGCUUGAAAAACGGAACCUCGUUGCUUUGAAGGUAGCAGCAUCAAAUGGUUGCACUAACAAGGAGCUUCUGAAGUUUAAUCAAGAAUGCUUGGAAUACGGAGACAACAAUUACAUGGAGAAGGAUUGUGACGAAUUCCGAGCACCACAGGAACAAGGGUCACUAUACAUUCGUCCUGUUCUACUUAAGUCGAUAGGAAACAAUCCGAAUAAUAUGGGGGUUGCUAGCUCUACAACAGGCACCCUGAUUGUGCAAAGCUCUUAUACGCACCUCGAAAGAUAUGAAAACUUUCCCGAAACCAAAUAUUGCCCGUCCAGUAUUUUCAACGAAAAAGCAAGUACUAGCGCUGGAAAUUCGUCACAAUCAAAUGAGUUUAAGAUGAAUCCCCGAAUAAUGAAUACUGAUCAAAUUUUUAAAAUUCUUCAAAGGAUUACCACCAAAAAAUUGAGUCAAAAAGAACUUUAUAUUCAUAGCCUUUCAAGGACCACUGGAGUAAACAUCAAUGAAACUGUUGCAUACCUACAUUAUCGUCUUAGGGAUUAUGAUAAAUAA
Molecule: messenger RNA, 1371 nt
Organism: Suhomyces tanzawaensis NRRL Y-17324
Lineage: Eukaryota; Fungi; Ascomycota; Pichiomycetes; Serinales; Debaryomycetaceae
Exons: 2
Coding region: 1-1371 (456 amino acids)
Source: RefSeq, a predicted model, not a curated record